GAUUUGGCAACACUCACUUUGCAGUGCCGGUUUUGUCUGUUUUCAGCUAUCAGCUUCGCCAUUUUGUCAGUCCUCUGAAAUUAGGUCCUCCAAGUGUUGCUGAACUUGCAUAAUGGCUGCUCCGAAAACAAAAAUCUUUGUUGGACAUCUGCCAGAUGGUUGUACAGAUGAUGAUUUACGCACACUAUUUGCAAAAUAUGGAGAGGUUACAGAAUGUGAUGUCAUUAACAAAUAUGGAUUUGUUCAUAUGGCAACACCUGAACAAGCUGAUGAGGCUGUAAAAAACCUGAAUAAUUAUAAUCUCAUGGGUUCGAGUAUAAGUGUUGAGCCAUCAAAAAGUAAACUGCAUCCUGAACCUGGAGCUCCUGGACGAGCUAAUAAACAAACAGUCAUGAAUCGUAGGGGAGGUGGACCUCCUAGGAAUGGCUUUGGCCCCCCUUCUCGUGGAGGUUUUGGUGGUGGUUUUCCUAAUGGGUAUCGACGUUUUGAUGGCCCUCCCAAGGGCGAUUCAUUCUACGACAGACCUUUUGGCUUUGGAAGGGAAAGGAUGAGACCAUACCCUCCACCAUACGAGCGUCGCAGUCCAAGCAUGCUACCUCCAAUGAGAGAGGACUACAUGCCACCUCGUAGACCUAUGCCUCCAAUGGGUUCGUCUGAUCCUUAUGCUAGACCCUUGCCUCCUAUGAGCAUGAGGGAUGAUUUGUAUGAGCGUAGACCAAUGGUUGAAAGAUCUGAUUAUUUAUAUUCUCGAAGAUCACCACCUACUUCCUCGAUGAGAUCUCCCUAUUGGUAUGAUUCAGUAGCUGAUGGCGGCAGCCGUGCGCCUCCUCCCUCUGCAACCCGACGACCCACGUAUUUUUGAAAAUGCAGGGAAUCGCGUCGCUACGAAGACUCGCUCAAACUUUCCCAUCAUCGCUCGCCUUCCGCAACGAUUGUACCGUUAAUUUUGAGCGUUUAAACAGAUCGCUGUUUAGGAUGAGACAGUGAUUUUACCGUUUAUUUUGUAGAACAUUUGUAAUUGUAAAUUUUUUUACCAUGAUCAUCACUUAAACCAUCGUUUUCAUGUGUAGUAAUACUCAAAGGCUUCCUCUCAGCAAUUUAUCACUCUAUUAUAGUGUAUCAUUCUUCAUUGUGUUUUGUUGUCAUUAUGUUAGGGUUUGUAAGUAAACGAAAGUACAAGACGUUUUGUUCUUUCUCGUCGUGUGUUUUUGUCGAAUAAAAUUAUGCUAAUCCUUAA
Molecule: messenger RNA, 1237 nt
Organism: Uloborus diversus
Lineage: Eukaryota; Metazoa; Arthropoda; Arachnida; Araneae; Uloboridae
Product: RNA-binding protein 4.1-like
Exons: 8
Coding region: 113-862 (249 amino acids)
Cellular component (GO): cytosol
Molecular function (GO): mRNA binding
Source: RefSeq, a predicted model, not a curated record